Solanum tuberosum (potato) is the source of this 1593-nucleotide messenger RNA. RefSeq lists its product as uncharacterized. The record is from RefSeq and is a predicted model, not a curated record. NCBI's taxonomy places the organism in Eukaryota, Viridiplantae, Streptophyta, Magnoliopsida, Solanales, Solanaceae. Bases 895 to 1485 code for a protein of 196 amino acids. The transcript is spliced from 11 exons.
UUUUUAUUUUCCUUUGCCACAAGUUGCGCCUCUUCAUUUUUGGGGAAAACUGAAACUUGGUUUUCUCGUUCAAUUUUUCACUGAAGAAGAAGGUUGUUCUUGAAGUCCAUCUCUGGGUCACGUCCUCCAUCUAUUGCCACGGCUAAAGCUAAGGUUGUAGGUGCUGGAGCAAUACUACGACCUGUUUCCAGUGGUAAACAGGACACCUUUCAGCUUCCGGACAUACAACACAAUCGGGAUACCAUUCUUCAAACAACAAAAAAUUUGUAUCGAUAUCGUCGAAGUAGACAUCAUGACCAUUUCAAGAAAUUUGCUACAAAAGAGGAGAGUCUGCAAAACAUACCAACAGAUGUUAAUGAAGCUGAAUGGAAAUUCUUGGUAGACUACUUCAGCUCUGAUGAUUUUAUGAAAAUGAGUGAAAGAAACAAAAAUAACAAGGCAAAACAAGAAGUGAAUCAUAUUUGCGGUGGAAAAACUUUUCAAGCAGUGUCUUAUGAAGUGAGGGACACAACCACUGGAAAAUAGCCGAAUUUUCAAAAACUUUGGGAAAUAACACACAUGAAGCCAAAUGGGCAAUGGGUUACUAAUGCUUUUGCUGAAGUGAUAAUAAAGUGAAAGAUGUUGCUGAAAAAAUUCAAGAAAUUGAAGAAGGUAUCGAUGUGGAUCCUAUUAUUAAUGCUGCAUUUGUGCAAAUAAUGGGAGGAAAAUCAAAGUACAUUCUUGGUCAAGGAUCUGGAAUUAAGUCAGCAAGUAGAAUAUCUAGAAAUGAAAUUCAAGAACAACUUCAAGCACAACAAAAGGAAGCAGAAGAAGAACGCCGUAAACGAGAGAGUGUAGAAAGCAAGCUAAUGGAAGUUAAGAAUCAACUUGAAGAGGAGCGAAAACCGAGAAGUAAUGGAAGUUCGUUUAGUGCAUGACCAAAAAUUGUUAAAAGAGAGCAUGAUGGCGCUAGUAUCUCAUUUGCAGAAUCCCAAGACUGGCCUUCCUGCUUCAAUUUUCAAUACCAUUACGACUUCAACUAGUUCAAAUGUGACAAGUUCUGCAAGUCUAAUGAAUAACAAUUGGUUGCAGGAAGAUUUACAUGGAAAGCAAAACCAAGAAUCACAGAUGCAAAAAGAAUUGGAUAACUUGAAAGAUAUCUUGACUUUUGAGAAGCAAAACUUAGAAAUGGCUAUUUAUGAUUGUGAUAAAUUCAGUUCGUUGUGCAAUGAAAAAGAUGCAGAGCUUAAGGCUGCCCUAACAGAGAAGCGAAGCUUAGAACUGCGGAUUCCAAAGUUGAGUUCUCAAGGUUCGAAGAAAACUAUUCCGAAAGAGUUGGUUGAUGCAAAUAAUCAGGUUUUUGAAAAGAUCCAUGAAGAGCUGAAAGCUCGUUCUAUUUUCCGUACCGCAGAAGAAACAAAAAAGAGGCUUUUGAGUGAAAAAUCAUCACUUGAGGAAAAAAUUGUAGAGCUGGAGAAGAAAUCAAGUGAGGAUGAACAUGCAUAAUUGACCAUUGCUUCAAUACACGUACUAUUGGAAGAUCGGACUAUUCAAAAGUUAUAACUAGUAGGAUUAGAAUAUAAUUAAUGACUUGCUUAUUAUUUUUCUUACAAG